GUCCACAAUGAUCUAAAAUUUUGACGAGAUAGUUAUACAGAACAAAGGUGCUACUAGGUGUGACUUAUACUGCACAAAAUAUGGUGAAUAGCUAAAGCUGUUACCCGUUGAACACUGAAUGUCUUUGACAUUUCAGCUUUCUGAAAGAUGUGGGCCUUUUGAUUAUUAAAAGUGUCAUCUUUGAGUCGUCAUGGAGGUGUUGUAUGUUUGGCAGUUGUCCAUUCCUCUUCCAGCAGUGCUCAUGAUUACCGUGAGCCUUUACGUGGUCAUUGUGGCGACGGUGCUGGGGCUCCGACACUGCCUCAAGGAUAAAUGCUCUGUAGGGUGUGGUGAUUGCUGUCCAAACCUUUCUCCAUGUGAGCAGUGCUUUAAGUUUGCUCAGGUGUGUGACUUUGGCCCACCAUCUUUGCAGCCGUGUCUGUGCGCAAACUGUCCAACCUUUUCUUUCCCCACUUGGGAUGCUGCCUGUACCUGCCCAUCUCCAGACUGUGAUUCAUGUGACUGUUUCUGCUUCGAGAUCAGAAUCAGAUAGGAUAUCUGGGAGGACAUCUGGAGAAUGGAGGGACAGUACUAUCAGUUCUUUGGUGCUACAGUGACUCCUGCUGACCUGCAGUCUUUGAGAUUCAUUACGACUGCUCAUCUUGUUGGCCUUUAUCUCUGAACAAAACACACAAUCAAAUCGUCAGGUCCACGAGUAAUUGGAUUAUGACAGAAUUUUUGUAAUUUUGCCUCUGUACACCCAUGGAAUGGAGUUGAAAUUAAACAGUUAAUAUUGUUACUUAUAUUUAAUUCAAGGGGUUUUGCAAACAGUGUUGCCACAGUUACUUUGAAAAAGUAACUUAGUUACUUUACUGAUUACUCAAUUGUAAAAGUAACU
Thalassophryne amazonica is the source of this 877-nucleotide messenger RNA. RefSeq lists its product as uncharacterized. The coding region runs from base 191 to 532 and encodes 113 amino acids. The record is from RefSeq and is a predicted model, not a curated record. The transcript is spliced from 4 exons. NCBI's taxonomy places the organism in Eukaryota, Metazoa, Chordata, Actinopteri, Batrachoidiformes, Batrachoididae.